GGCCGCGCCAUGAGCCCGGCGGCCCCCCGCGGCAGCGGCGCCCGGCCCGGCCGCCUCCCGUCGCUCCCCGCCGCCGCCAGGGAGGCGGCACUCGGGACGCCCCGCAUGUGUUUUAAUACACCCAUGCAACUCAGACUAAGCUGUGGGAAUAGUGACGGUGCAGCUUUGGAGCCAAGACCUGGAAGGAGUCCUGGAAAAAGCGAGGGGCCGCAUCCUGGUUCUGAUGCGGUUAACUUGCACUGACUUCGGUAGGGCCAGGAUUUCACCCUGGAUGCGACCAUAAAUAAUGGAAACGGCAACAGGCAGUAUAUACACAUGAUGGAGUCACUGCUGUAUACACUCGCCAGAGAGCAGCACCAGGGAGAAAGGAUGGAGCAGAGCCUGGGGAAGAUGACCCAUGCCCGGAGGAACCUCUUUGGCCCUGUAGACCAUGAGCAGCUGCGGCAGGACUUCCAGCACAUGCUGCGCAACAGCAUCGAGGGUGCCCAGCAGAAGUGGAACUUCGAUUUCCUCCAGGACAUGCCAGUGGAGGGGCUCCUGCAGUGGGAGGAGCUCAAGGGCCAUGAGGCGCCCACCUUCUACCACAGCUGCAUGGUAGGAGAUGCUCGGAGGCCACUGCAGCACUUGAACUGCCCCCUGGGCAUGGGGGACAAGGAUCGCCACUUUGCCCAGGUGGCGCUUACUGAGAAACCCAAGACUUCCAAGAAAACAGGGGGCAAGAGGAUCUUGGAAGAAAAGAAAAGACGACAGAUGUCUUUGACAGAUUACUACUUGGCAAAGAAGCAAGUCAAAGCGAAUAUGCAAGCUGCUGCAAAGAAGUCAACUUCUUGAAAGCAAGGAGAGGAUUGCUCUGCACCAGAGAGGCUGGAAACAUCUGCCAAGCUUCCUCCACCUUCAAAAACCAGGUGUGCAGGCAGCGGACACUUAGGGGCAUCCCACAGAGAUGUAUUCCUGACAGCAGCAGUGAAAACAGAAAAUACUUUCAUUGGGAUGGGGUCAGGCCAAAUCGACUGGAAUCACUUUGAUGAGAAAUUGCUGGCCUUAAAAAUCACUGGUAAGCAAUUCUGGACACUACAGAAGUUGGCUAACGCUAGCGGUUUAACGUGCAUUAAAAAAAUCACUGUACAUGAGAAAGCAGUAAACAGUUAAAACAACUGUAUAUGUGCAAUAGUGUGCUUGGACAAGUGACUGUAUGGAUGAGGUCUUUGAUACUGUCACAUCUUUACGUACCCUCUUUUUUGGUUUUAGCAGGGUCGGCUCACUGAGUUUCACCGUCUCAGUUUUACAGGCCUGGCACACUAAAAAAAAUUCCCAGCCCUUUCUGUGACUUUUUUUAUGAUACAGAAUUUUGUGCUUGAAACUAUUCAGGGCAUAAGUAACAGCACUUGGGCACCAAACAUACAUAUUGUUGGGAUGUAAAUGGAGAAAGCUGAAAUUAUUUGCAAUUAUUUGCAUUUAUAUAAGCAGCCAUUUUACUCUGUAGUUCUGCCCGCCCCCCCCCCGAGGAGUAGGUAGUUAAACAUGAGGUAGUUAAACUUAUAUGUUAUGGAAAGAAAUUUUCAGUUAUAUUUUUGUAUCUUUCAAGUCAUUUUGGGUUGCGCUGUUCCAUCUAGGUCUGUGAAUUUGUACAGUGAAAAGGAAGAUAAAAUCUGCUGUGCUUUUGUCUGCAGUGUUUUAAAAUGCCUGCUGCUUGUAAGAACAUAGUAACAAUGAGGGAGAUGGCUUAGUUGCAGUUUUGUGCUUUUUAUUCAUACUACUCAUCUUUCUAUAAGAAGAGAAAGGGCAUUAGUAACACUGAAGUAUUACACAUACAACAACCUUGGUGGUGUAUGGAUUGCUUUUCUAUGGCAUUUAUUAACAUAUACUUUUCCGUCACCUACUUUUUAUUUCCCUUUCUUAUUCCCCUAACUAGUUGGGAUAAUUGAGGUUUUAAGCACAUAAUAAUCAGCAGAUAAACCAGAAAAAGAAACCUGUAAAAUAUACGCUCUAAAUUAUACUGCUGCAUAUGGCCUUAAGAUGCAUGCAGUAUUUAAUGAGCUCAUUUGGAAAGAGCUCUGUAAAUGUCAGGUUUUCAGAAUGACGUGAGAUGAUGGACUGCUGCUUUUUGUCUCAAAUCUAAACAAACCAAGGUGCUUCUUGGGUAAAAAUGAGCAUGCUCAUGUGCGUGUCAGGUGUAUGCAUGAGAGGUGGUGCGAGCAAGUGGUAUACCCUGCUUUACAUACAACAUCAGGAGGGUUUAGUGUGUUUCUUUUUUUCCUGUUAAGAGCUAUAAGUGUUUAGACAUAAAUAAUAGUUGAUUUUCCCCCACAUGGCACAAGGCAGUGAUUCUACUGUGUUUCUGCAUGCUGAGAUAAAGAUGCUCAGCGAAUUGCAGGGUCAGACCCUGUUUCCAGCUACAUACAGGGGUUAGGAACCAGCCUUGCUCCAGCUGAUGUCAAAGGGAGUUUUACCCAAAGGAAGCAAGAUGAUGGCCAACCUGUCAACUGCUGCUUGCAGUGUCUUCAGUGUGUUUAUGGGCCUGGCCAGUCUGUUACACACUUUUCAGCCUGUUGAGAUGUAGCAUAAAGGUGUGGGACUGGGCUUUUUGUAUGUUUAGUUUUAUUUUUACUUUGGUUGUGAUUCAAACAUUCUAAUCUAUUUUUCUUUCUUAAAGUGUCUUGAUUUUCUCUAAUUAAGAAAAAUUGCACAACUGUC
Phalacrocorax carbo (great cormorant) is the source of this 2694-nucleotide messenger RNA. The record is from RefSeq and is a predicted model, not a curated record. Lineage: Eukaryota; Metazoa; Chordata; Aves; Suliformes; Phalacrocoracidae.